Helobdella robusta is the source of this 315-nucleotide messenger RNA. RefSeq lists its product as hypothetical. The record is from RefSeq and is a predicted model, not a curated record. The transcript is spliced from 3 exons. The coding region runs from base 1 to 315 and encodes 104 amino acids. NCBI's taxonomy places the organism in Eukaryota, Metazoa, Annelida, Clitellata, Rhynchobdellida, Glossiphoniidae.
AUGGUGACGUUAGGUCGGACGUUGAAAUUAAUUCUCCAUGAUCAAAGAUCACGCAUACAUUUGGCGGAAAUAAAAAUGGCGAGCAAUAUAAAAUCAGCCAACGGCAGCAGUUUCCUGAAGGAGCAGAUAAUUUCCUUCUUCCAGCCCUCAGACAACAAACUGGCCAUGAAGUUGUUUGGGAACAAGAAGGCUCUUAUGAAGGAGAAGAUGCGUCAACAGGAAGCUGGAAAUUGGAUCAUUCAUCCCUGUAGCAACUUCAGCUUAAUAAUUAAGGAAAAACUAAAAAAAAUAAAGAAAAAUGAAUUAAAAAAUUGA